Molecule: messenger RNA, 14163 nt
Organism: Xyrichtys novacula (pearly razorfish)
Lineage: Eukaryota; Metazoa; Chordata; Actinopteri; Labriformes; Labridae
Source: the annotation of a GenBank genome assembly
AUGUGUUCAGUAAGCGGGAUGGGACCUUUACCGAGAAAAAGCUUUCCCUGCGUACUUCUCCUCUUUAUUCUUCUCGCAGAGGGACAUUUCCGAUGGGUGAGUGUUUUUUUUGUGUCGUUCUCGUGACUAAAACAUGACUCAGCUCGGGCUGUUGCUGCUGUGAUGUUUAUCCGAGGCGGCUAACGAAAAUAACACGCAGUUCUCUUCAGCUAUUCAGGGUUUAAACUCUUUCUAACCUGGAUAAAAAUAACAUUAGUCACUAAUUGGAUUAGUACUAGUUCCAAUAUAGCCGUAGCUCAUAUAAACGGUCUGGUUGGACAGUGUCUGUGCUGAAUUACCAUCGAAACUGGAUCAGAUGUUAGCUUUGACAUUCCUCCCAGAUACUGAUACUGAUGGUACAGGUUGUAUCCUGGAGCCAGGGGUUUCGCUAUGACACAUCAGGAAAGGCUUUAUUUCUUACCAAAUAAAGAAAAUAAAGCCUGGAUAAAUAUUUUUAAGGAGAUAAAGUGCACCAAAAAUGCUGCUAUUUCCAACUGAACUGCGCAGUUAAUGUCUACAUGAUGUCCUCUCCUUUAGUUUGUAGUUACUCUAUACUGCUGUUGUAUACCUUUCAAACAGAUAUGCAUGAGUUAAAAACAAGUACUUACACGGGAAUAAGGAACAAAAAGCCGUGUGGUAAACCUCAAGUAUGCUGAUCAUCAUAUAAAAAAAGGAGACAAACUUAGGAUGAACUUGGUCACACAGAGAAGCCUAAACAUUAGGGACACCUGGACAAUACAAUGCAAACUAACACAACAUAUCUGCUUUUAAGAGGCUUCUACAUUUGAGAUUUAUGUUGCUAUGAUCAGACAGAUAUUGAUGAAUUUGUAAUGGGAGGUGUCAUGUUAAAAGGUGUUCCUUAUAUUUUUGUUAAAUGUUGGAAAAACCUUAUAGCAGCUCCAUGAAAGAGGAAUUUGUGGUGGAGCUGCUGUAUUGGGUGUAUUUUAGUUUAGUUCAUUCAUUUGCACAUGACAUUUCCUGGGGAGGUUAGAAGCCAGAAAAGCUUGUCAAAGUACCUCCUCCUGAUAUAGCUACAAAUAACUAGGCAGCAGUGCAACUAUCAAAAAAUAAUAAUAGUUAAUAAAUCAAUAAACAUGCAGAAACAGCAAUAAAAUUUAACAGUAACAAGGAAAUAAAUUACAUGACACGAAUCCAAUGAAUCCAAGAUCAGUUUGUCAAAACCAUCACAAUAAUGACCUCUUUAACUGCCUUUUGAAUGGUGAUAAUGAGGAUGCUGACUGUAGAGUGUGAGGUAGUUGGUUCCACAAAGAUGGGCCUCUGUAUUUUAGUGUGGAUUAGUUCAGGGAUGUCCGACAAAAAGGAAGGUGAAACUCCUUAGAAUGCCUCGUAUAAUAUGAAAGGACCUCUGAGGUGGACUUGAAGAAAUUCCAGAAAGGGUUAGGUAGAUCAUGGUCCAGGUGUUCAUGACGUUAUGGCUGGUCAGUGUACAAGAUGUACCGUCAUUAGUGAGAGUUUAAUUCAAUCAAUCAAUCAGUCUUUAUUUUUAUAGCACUUUUCAUACAAAAAAAAGAUGUAGUAAAAGUGCUUUAAAUAACAGAGAAAUAAAAGAAACAAAGAAAAACCUUUAUCUAUCCUAACCCAUAUGGGGGUAGAAACAUGUGUUAAAAUGCAUGAACUGAAAAAGGGCUUGAUUCAUUUGUGCGCACUGAGGGAAUGCCGUUUUAAAAUUCAAGGUAAGGAAACACUGGAGGUUUAAAAUCUAAAAAUAAAGGACAUAAAAUGAAAUUUAAGAAAUAUUAAAUAAAAUUAAAUAAAAACAACAAUGAAAGUUACUAAAAUAAGAGCACCAAAACAGCUCAAUAAAAGAUGAUUCUGUCAUUAAAACUAGAAAGGGAUAAAUGCUAAAAUACUUAAACAAAGACUGUGUCCGAAAUUGAUUCCUAACCCCUAUAUAAGUGACUACAUGGGGGUUAGCACCAUUUUGAGGGGUGUCCGAAACCUAAGUGAUCAAUUCCAAUGCCUUAAUGGGCGACUCAAAAUUUCCCAUAAAGCAUUGCAAAAUGUAGUGACCAUCCGAUGAUCACUCACUGGUGGUGGGCAUCCCGUCAUGCACUGUGUCUUGCCAUGUAGUGUCCGAAACCUCCGGUGACUGAGCUCACUACAUAGUCAGCUAUAUAGUAAAACCCCAUAUGGGGGUUAGGGGUCAGGGAUUGAGGGAUUCAUUUCGGACACAGCCUAAGUUAUGAUAUAAAAUUAAGAUAUAAAAUGUAGUUAAUCAGACAUAAAUAAUUACUCUCUGUUUCCAUCAUUAGCAGUUUUUCCCUCUGAUCCUAUGGCUUCAUUGUUUGAACCUCUUUUCACAUGUUAAUGAGGUCAGUCCACUGCUAUGCUUUCCAUAGAACAACUUCAAACUGAGCGAAACAGCAAGAUCUGUCUCUGGUUGAUUAUUGUUCUUGCAAGAUAAGAUUGUAGCAUCCUGGUUAAAAACAACAAGGAUGUAGGAUAAGUCAAACGUUGACUUUACAAAGCACGUUAAGGGGAUUUUAGAGAACCUUUCAAACACGCCAGCUUCUUUUGUGGGUCUGGGGGUCACACAUCAGCUUUGUGAUUUUCGCAAACCUUCUUUUCUCUCUCUAAUAAAACGAAAAUCCUCUUAACAACAAGUUCUGAGGCUUGUAAGUUAACUUUGGACAGUUGACCUCGGUCUGCUGCUGCUGCAGCGUAAAAGUCAGAGCGAGGGGGAUAAUGACAUACGAAUGCUGCCCUUGAACUCGGUAGCACAAAGCACAAGUAGGGCAGAGUUUAACACUGGGUUCUCUCAUAAAACAGUUUGUAGACUAAGUGAAUUAACUUCCCCAAGCACUCCUCUCAACUACGACCACGUGAGAGCUUUGGUGCUGAAUAGACGGAUGAUGGAAAACAUGGACUGCUGACGCUCUAAAGUGGUUUCCCAAUGUGUUGGAUUUCAUGUUUUCUGUUGAAUAUAACUUUUCAAAUAAAUGUGUCAUCCGCUCAAACUCGACGUCAUUGUAGCAGUAAUAAAUGUGAGCAAAUGUUAUGUUAUGUUAUGUUACCAUAGAUACCACAGUUCUUCUUUUCCUGGCCUUUUUUUAGUUAGAUCUCGGGUGAAGAAAACACGGAGGAGCAUGCUUGAUGUGUCUCUCUGCCUCUGCUACAAUGCUUACUCUUUACAUGCAAACUUGUAAAGAAGAAGUGAGAUUUUUAUUUUCAGACCUUUUUAGUCUUCAGACCACGAGCUGUGAGGACGACAGGAUGUGAGACUCUUCAGUGCCAAAUAUAUAGACCCGCAGUGAGAGCAGGUUACUUUUGAUGUUCGAUCAGAAUAGGUGCGUUAGAGCUGACAAAACCUUAUAUAAAAGCUCACUGCGGCCUGGAGGUACUCUGUGUGUUUGGUUUUAUCAGUUGUUGAUAUGUUUACUUAAUCUUGCCCUUGACCGUAAAAGAUAAAUAGAAGGGAGCUUCUAUCAGUUUCAAAAGAGAAACCCGACAGGCAGCAGAGCAUCCUGAAACAAUAAAUCCAAAGGGAUUCACUGUAUGAACACACUGCAGUGCACAAAAAGUAAUCAGCAUGUGUUUUUGUUGCCUCCCCGCCAGGAUGAGGCGCAGCACUGUGUGUGGUACGGGGAAUGUGGAGAGUCAAAGGUGCCCGGGAAAAAGUACAACUGCAACUACACCGGUCCAUCCCGCCCGCUGGAACCUGACGGCUUUGAACUCCUCACGGUACGAACCAAGUCUUCUGAAUGUCUUGGUUGUGUUCAUACUACCAUUUGCAUACUCAGAUUUCUGCUUUUUAAUGGUGUGGGUUUUUUUUUUAAUCGUGACUCACAGUGACGUCAUGCAUUUUGUGUUUGCAUGCAGGAACUUUGUCCGGGAUACGACUAUGGAAACAAGAGCCUCUGCUGUGACACCGACCAGUUGCGCACGCUCAAAGGGAGUCUCCAGCUGCCCCUUCAGUUCUUGUCUCGGUAUGUCCUCGGUUAUAGCAUUAACUAAUAAAGCACAUGACCUGGUUUAUUAGUCAAACAACACAAACAAAAGAGUUUCUGUCAGUUGUAAUCUUCUGUGACAUGCGAGCGUUAAAUUUGCAUGAUCUAAAUAUGGAUGAAACGCAAACUGACUCACUGACCAGGCGACUAUGAUUCCCCAUCAUAGGCAUGUUUCUUAUCUUUAUAGAUCUUUAUUUACCACAAUGUAUUCAUCAUUGCCUUGUUUUCUACACGUACCUUCACACUUUAUUACUCUAUAAUACAUCUACAAUAAUCCACUUCUCUUCUUUUAUGUUCCUCCCUUCUGUGUUCAGGUGUCCCGCAUGUUUCUUCAAUCUGAUGAACCUCUUCUGUGAGCUGACAUGCAGCCCCCAUCAGAGUCAGUUCAUGAACGCUACCAAGAUUAACGGUACCAAUGUGGCUGAAGUCCAGUACUAUAUUGGAAAGACAUUUGCGAAUGGUGAGUUCACUGCCUGGUUAAAACUUGUGUGUAAAAAUGCAGCUGUACCCGCAUUACCUUUGUGGUGAGUUACAUCUGCUGCAGUUCCCUUCGUAAAAAUAAAGCAAGACUCCACUUGUGCAAAUCUGUGGUUGGCACACAACACUUUGAACGUUCCUUUUUUUUGUCAAAUGAAAAAAGUGAACUUGCAGUUUUAUGACAUGGAUCAUCGAUUGAGCUGUGUUGUUUUCCUUUUCAGCCAUGUAUAAUGCCUGUAGGGAUGUCCAGGCACCAUCCAGCAACGUUAAGGCGUUAUCUAUUCUAUGUGGGAGGGAAGCAGUAGACUGCAAUGCUACAAACUGGAUCCAGUAUAUGUUUGAUAUCAAUAAUGGACAGACUCCAUUUCCAAUCAUCCCAAUAUUCUCAGGUAAACCAAUGUUUUGAUUUUGUGUAUUAGAUCACACCCCUACAGCUGGGAUGCCAAUUGAUCUUUACGUGAUGUUAUGUUGUAUCUUCACCCUAGAUGCACCAGUGUCUGGUUACGAUCCCAUGAACAACAAGACAUACGACUGCACAGAGGGCCUGGAGGACGGCUCAGGCUCCUGCUCCUGUCAGGACUGCUCCAAAGCCUGUGGCCCCAAACCUGUGCCUCCCCCUCUGCCUCCUCCCUGGACAAUCCUCGGCAUAGAUGCCAUGACUGUCAUCAUGUGGAUCUCUUACAUGGCCUUUCUGCUCAUCUUUAUAGGGACUGUAGUAGGAGCCUGGUGUUACAGGUAAAGGAGUGACUAAUCUUUUAUUCAGAAACUCAUACUAGUUUCUGAAACUUCACUUUAUUGUUGUUUACUGCUUUGGUGUUUAUAAAAAACUUGGCUUGUGUUGUUGCGUACAGGAAAAGGACCAUCAUGUCUGAGUACGGCCCCAUACUUGACAGCAAUAAUCCGUUAUCUCUUAACGGUGAUGACCCCAACCAAGGUAUGUUGAUGCAGCCAAACUGCUUGUUUUAGAGAAUGAAUAUAACUGUGUCUAACUCUGAUUUUUUUUGUGUUUAUAGUGAACGCCUCCUGCUGUGAAACUCUUGGCGAACGCUUCGAGAACAUCCUGCGAACCAUCUUCAGCUCUUGGGGUUCCUUCUGUGUGCGGUAUCCCUCUCUGGUCAUACUGGGGAGCCUGAUUCUUGUAGUGGCCGCCUCUGGGGGUCUGGUCUACAUGAAAAUCACCACAGACCCAGUGGAGCUGUGGUCAUCUCCCACUAGCCAGGCCCGCCAAGAGAAGGACUACUUCGACAGCCACUUUGGACCCUUCUUCAGAACCGUUCAGCUCAUUAUCACCACGCCACUUAAUGACACCUUCAUGUACUCCCCGUACCCCAUAGGAUCAAAUGUCCCAUUUGGAGCCAUUCUGGACAAAGAAAUCCUGCAUCAGGUGGGAUUAUUUCCUGUGUUUUCAGAUUAGAGCCCCGUUUGUGUUUUGUAUGAUUAUACGUCUGUGGCCGGGUCGCAUUGAAACUCUGCACGUGUAAAGCAGCUGCAUCUGUGAAACUCUGGUUUACCAGUUCUUGUUUUUCCUCCCAACUAUAACCAACCAGGUGCUGGAUUUGCAGCUCGACAUAGAAGCCCUAGUGGCCACAUAUGAGGGCGAAAAUGUCACCUUGAAAGAUCUCUGCUUGGCUCCACUGGCCCCUUACAACAACAACUGUACCAUCCUGAGUGUUCUCAACUACUUCCAAAACAGCCAUGCCAUGCUGGACCGCAGCGUAGGAGACGAUUUCUAUGUUUGGGCUGACUUCCACAGCCACUUCCUCUACUGUGUCAGGUAAUUUUUUUUCUGUGUGUCUUUUCCUCUUUACACUCUCUUGUGUUGAACCAACGCGCUGCCACUCAAUCGGGCAAACUAAAUUUCAUUUUGUUUCCUUGUGUUAGACACAGAGGUCCAAAUAAGUGUGAAAAAUAGAUAUGAUAAAAGACAAUCAAUCAAUCAAUCAAACUUUAUUUAUAACUUUUCAUACAUAGAAUGUAGCAUAAAGUGCUGUCCAUUCAAGCAUAUUGAUAUUAAAAACAAUCAAAUAAAUUAAGUACAAAUACAAAUACCAAACCCCAUUCAACUCAUACAGCACUUACACACACAAAUACACACACAAAAGACCAGGUGAGGACUCUUCAACUUUCUACAGAUGACUGAGGAAAUGCUAUCUUGAGUUAAAAAAUGAGGAAACACUGGACUAAAGUGAUAAAACCAUAAUAAAAUAUAAUAAAGGUAAUAAAGGGUUAAAAGUUAAUUCAGUAAAACAGUCUUAAAAUCAAACAAUAAAAAGAAAGAAAAUAAAAAAAGAGGUAAUAAAACAUAGAAUAGUAACUCAAGGACUAAAAUAGGGUGAAAUCACAUCAUGCAGAUGAAAAGAUUAAAACAACACAAACAGUUUUUAGCUCUCUGCAGAAAUCUGAUUUUGGUUCUUGGUCGGGGAAACAUCUGCGCUCGAAUCCUCACAGGUCACAAGAACAAACGUUCAUCAGGUGCUGCUAUCUGCAGUUAACAGAGGUCAUCCCAAAAUAACAAAGCCAUACUUCCUCAUUGGCUGUCAUGCACUCGUUCUGUGUAUGAUUUAAAAUAAGAUCAGAUGAUGCACGGAGGAUUGGGUUAAUUCCAGGACAUUUCUAUUGUCCUUUAACUGUUGUUUUUCAUCCUUCCUCAGCGCGCCAGCUUCCCUCAAUGACACCACCCACCUCCACGACCCCUGUCUCGGCACAUUCGGCGGCCCUGUCUUCCCUUGGCUAGCCCUCGGUGGUUAUGAUGGUGAGUGGGGUUGAAAACGGAGCAUUUUUUGACUUCUUUUUGUGACUUUUUUGUGACCUCUUUUUACAACACGAGGAACUAAAUAAACUUUGCUCUCUCGGUCAGUUAACUUUUAUGCAUCGUUCUGCUGAAUGUGAGAAUGUUUAUCCAGAACUGUCUUUAGCAACAGCUCACAUUGUGCAGUUUUGAACCAGCUAUUUCUGGCAUCAGUCGAGUUUUAAUAUUUGCCAAUUAACUUCUUUCAUCGUUUGCACAAAUGAUCACUUUUAGUAGUCUGAUAAUAGAAUUAAAUAAAGAGCUUAUUAUCUUCUGAUUUUUACAAGAACUGCCUCUGAAAUGAAACCAUGCCAUUUCAUUUUUAUAACAAACUCAUCUUUUGUUUUCUGCAUCCCAGAGACCAACUACAACAACGCCACCGCUCUCGUGAUCACCUUCCCUCUCAACAACUACCUGAACGACUCCGUGAAGAUUGGCAAAGCUCUGGCGUGGGAGUCAGAGUGAGUCAACAGUCUACUUUUAAACAUUUGUCAAAGAUAAUAAUAAUAGAUUUUAUUUAUUACGCACUUUACAUUUAAAAGCAAAUCUCAAAGUGCACAAGACAACAGUAAUAGUAAAAACCAAGCAACAAUAAAUAACAUACAACAUAAAAAAAACAGUCAGCAGAUAAAAUCAGAUAAAAUUAGUCCAGGUAGGCUUUCCGAAAGAGAAAGGUUUUGAGUCCUUUUUUAAAAGAUCUGCUGCUCAUGCUGACUUUGCUGGUACUCAUAUUUUUUUUUUGUCUUGCAGGUUCAUCAGCUUCAUGAAGAACUUCAGCAACCCCAACCUGACCAUAGCUUUCAGCGCGGAGAGAAGCAUCGAGGACGAGCUGGACAGAGAGAGCGCCAGCGACGUCAGCACCAUCGUGAUCAGCUACGCCAUCAUGUUCAUCUACAUCUCCUUGGCUUUGGGUCACAUCCACAGCUUCAGGAGAAUAAUGGUGAGAACCCAAGCAUCAGAUUCUUUACAAUACAACACGUCUUGCGUAAUUUUAGUUCAGCGUGUCAGUUAUCGUGAUCCAGAUCUGAAACAGUUUAAGAAUUAUGCAAGAAAUCUCCUCUGUUGUGCGUAAGAGCUGGAAAAAAUGGGUCAGGAAAAGUCACACGACAGGUUUGACAACUUUCUGCCACUCAAGCGAGGAUGAGACCAUGUCUGAUCCUUAAUCUAUUUUUGGUCCGCAUAGGUGGACUCUAAAAUCUCUCUAGGUAUAGCGGGUAUCCUCAUCGUCCUCAGCUCCGUGUCUGCCUCACUGGGGAUCUUCAGCUACGUCGGUAUCCCCCUCACCCUCAUUGUGAUCGAGGUCAUUCCUUUCCUGGUGCUGGCUGUGGGAGUGGACAACAUCUUCAUCAUCGUGCAGACGUAUCAGGUAACCUAGAUUCAACAAGGUGGUAUGUAAACACCUUAUUGCUCAUAUAAAUUUGAGCUUUUCUUUGAAAAGAGAUUUCCAAACAGAUGUGUCGUAUAUUUAUCUGACUUUUUUUGUCCUCACAGAGGGAUGAGCGUUUGGCACAGGAGGAACUCCACCAGCAGAUUGGCCGUAUUCUUGGAGAUGUCGCCCCAAGCAUGUUCCUCUCCUCCUUCUCUGAGACAGUGGCCUUCUUCCUGGGUAAAUUCCCUGAAAACAGACACUGACUCUACAUCGUGAUAUUUCAUGUUUUUGUGUCGCUACAAAAAAAUCUGUACGCAAAUAAAAUUCUCAACGUUUCUCUCUGCAGGAGCGCUGUCCAACAUGCCUGCUGUGAGGACAUUCUCUCUCUUUGCUGGCUUGGCUGUAUUUAUCGAUUUCCUGCUGCAGAUCAGUUGCUUCGUCAGCUUGCUCGGCUUGGACGCCAAAAGACAGGAGGUGAGACGGAGAGAAACAGUGGUUUAGACGAAAUGUGAGGUUUUUGUGAAAACUAAUUUAUCCGAUAUAUCUGCAAAGCAUCGCGGUUAUAAAGUGCAGUGACUGUUUGUUAUCAGCUUUUCCUUUUAACUUCAGGAGCCUUCCUUCAGAUAGUAAACCUGAGCUAAUGCGGUGUGUGUUAUCUGUGUUUCUUCUGAAGGCAAAUCGGCUCGACAUCCUCUGCUGUGUGAAGCUGCCAGAAGGUCAGGAAACAAAAACAGACAGCUUCCUCUUCUGGUUUUUCAAGAAAAUCUAUGCUCCAUUCGUUCUCACAGAGUGGGUGCGACCAAUCAUAGUGAGUAUCUCAGACACGCUCUGGCAGCCAAGCCCAUCUGUUCAUAGAGAGUUCCAUUCCUGGUAACGUUUCUGGUCCUGUUGAUGCAUCGAGUUGGUUUUGAUUUGUUAAGAAGAAAUAAACUGGUUGUUGACUUUAUUGAUGGUUUUUCUUCUUUCAUUUGUCUUUUAGGUGGCAGUGUUUGUGGGCAUGCUCUCCUUCAGUAUUGCUGUGGUGAAUAAAGUAGAAAUCGGACUGGACCAGAAGCUCUCCAUGCCUGAUGUGAGCCUUUUGUUCAGUUUCUAUCAAACUCGUAGCUUUGUGCCUGUUUUCCACAGGAUUUGAAUCAUCAAAAUAAGACAUCCAUCCAGCUACACCAUUACAUAACGAUCACAGACCGUGUUUAUUCGAAUGUCAACAAUAUCCCAUUGUUACAUCAUGCUUUUCUAAUGAUCCGUUUCUCCGUUCAGGACUCCUACGUGCUGGACUACUUCAGGAAUCUGAGCGUGUACCUCCAUACCGGAGCUCCAGUCUACUUUGUAGUGGAGGAUGGUUUAAACUACAGUAGCCCAGAAGGUCAAAACGUUGUGUGUGGAGGAGUGGGCUGUAACAACGACUCUCUGGUCCAGCAGGUCUACUCCGCCUCGCUCAUCAGCAACUAGUAAGUCUGAGUAGAAACUAGAUUAACGGUGGUUUAAGUUGAACAAUUCUGACUAAAGAGAUUUCAUUUCAGAUGAAUGACAUUUUCUUUUUUUUAUUUCCUCACAUCCACUUUUACAGUAAUAAUUCAACAGCCAUUAGAACAAUUCAUUUUACAAGUAGUCUUUGGAAACACUAGCCUUUUGUUUUUGUGGAAAAGUUUAAAAAAAAAAAAAAAAAAAAAAAAAAAACAGACAAAAACAACAACAACCUUAAAAAAUAUUGAACAAACAAAGAAGAUGAAAGAAAAAAAAAACAAAAAAACAUGAAAAGACAAAAACAGUAUAUCAAAGACAAUACCAAUUAUAGGUUAUAAAUUCCCUUUCCAUAAAGAUCCUUCAUCAAUUCAUCAGCACAUGAAAAUCUUCAUCGUUUAUCUCUGGGUAUCGUUUACGAUCUCGCUCAGUACCAAAAACAAACAAACGAAUGACAUUUUCAAGUUGAAAUCAGGCAGCAGGACUUCAAUCUGCUCUGACCUCUCAUUACGUGAUCUAUUCAGUUUCUCCUUCUCCUCUCCCCUCAGCUCAACCAUUGCUUUCACUCCGUCCUCCUGGCUCGACGACUACUUCGACUGGGUGAAACCUCAGUCAACCUGCUGUCGCUACUACAACACCACUGGAGCCUUCUGCAACGCUUCUGGUACCUUUUUCUUUUAUUUUAUCAAAAGUCAACACUCCCUUAUAGUUAUUAUUUCACAAGCUGCUGUUUGACAUGGUUACAACAUUACACCCUAUGUUUUUCAUACACAACACGAAGUGAAACUGAUAGUGUAUCAGGACACAAAGCCGCAAAAGCGUUGAGAAAUUGAGCUCAGUGGGAUUUUUUCUGGAAUAUUUAUACAGUGCUCAGCAUAAAUGAGUACACCCCUUCAGAGUUGUCAGAAAAACUCGAGUUUCCUUUCAAAAUCAACAUUUUCUAUGUCAGAAUAUACAACAAAAUACUCCCCCCAAUUGAAGGCCAUUGAUUGCAAACAAGAUUUUUUAAGUUGCAUACAAAAAGGUAUUAUAGUUUUUCAUCUUUUGGUAAAUAAAAUGUUAUGUUAAACUCAGCUUUGUCAAAACUUUGGAAACUGUACUUUUGCUCAUCUAGUUAGGACGUGUACUGACUUACACUGGGCACUGUAGUUACAGAAGAAAUUAACCCAUCUUUGACAUUAUUCAACACCUAUAUAAAUAUAAAUAAAUUGUGUUUUUGAGUUUUUACAUUCAGACUAUCAAAAUUGAUUCUUUUCCAUGUUUGCUUUUAUUUUAUUGCUUCUUUUACAAAAGUAUGUUUUUUUUUCCCUUCCUGUUGGUGUUAAUAGAUAAUUAUAUUCCUAAUACUAUCUUCCAGUUGUGGACCCCUCCUGUGUUCACUGUCGGCCCAUGACUCCCAGCGGGAAGCAGAGGCCAGAAGGAGAGGACUUCAUGCACUUUCUGCCCAUGUUUCUGUCAGACAAUCCUAACAUCAAGUGUGGAAAAGGGUAAUUUUACAGUCCUGCUGAAACGUUUCUUUCCUUUUUAUUCAAAACACAUGACACCAAACCGACAUGACAUUAGAUUACUUUCUCUUCGACUUAUUCCCCGUGACUCAGUGCCACUUUUGUUAUGGCUGGUAAUUUCCCCUUUUUCUCUCUCUUUCUCUUUCACAAUCCUCCUCUAGCGGUCACGCAGCCUACGCAACAGCGGUGGACCUCUAUCCUGACAACAAAGGGGUCGGGGCGACUUACUUCAUGACUUAUCACACCAUCCUGAAUGAAUCCUCUGACUUUAUACAUGCCCUGAAAAUGGCCCGAACCGUGGCUCACAACAUCAGCCAGUCCAUGGACCACAAAGUGUUUGCCUACAGGUCAGUACUGCAGUACAUGUAAUGCUCUUUAUCCUGAAUAGUAAGCUGUAUAAACCACCGUCACUGUUGUCUUUGUAGAAGUAAUUAUGUACGUAUAGUUCCCAGUCAGAAGUUUUCUAAGGUGAAAUACUUGGAGGUUAAGUUUUGCUUGUUUUGGACUUAAUGUUCAAGGGUACUGAGGGUGAGAGAAGUGGGUCAGAGAUAAGCGUUCAGUAAAGAAAACAUAAUAAAAAGCUUAACAGUCCUGAGCUCUGAAAUGAUCUAGAUGUACCUUGUAACCUGCAAAAAGUGGAUUUAGAGGUCCUGGCUGAAAAAAGAGAGCAGAUAUUUACAGAAACACUUAGUAUUCAUAUAUCAGCACAGAUUAAACACAUUACACUCUGUCUAUUUCAAAGUAUAAACUGCAUCCAAGAUGUUCAAAUUUCAAAAACCAACAUUCCCUAAAAUGGAUUUUCCUCUUUUGCAGCGUCUUCUACGUCUUUUACGAGCAGUACCUCACCAUCGCGUACGACACAGCUCUCAACCUCUGCGUCUCGCUGGGAUCCAUUUUUGUGGUGACGACGGUGUUGCUGGGAUUUGAGCUGUGGUCGGCCUUGAUGGUCACCAUCACCAUCGCUAUGAUCCUGGUCAACAUGUUUGGCGUCAUGUGGCUGUGGAAUAUCAGCCUGAACGCGGUCUCGCUAGUGAACCUGGUCAUGGUGAGAGGCAACAUGGAACAUGCAUCAUAUAAUAAAACGUGAUCUUGUAGAUAAGGAGACAUUAUUUGGAGUAAAAUGGGGAUGUUCUUUAUUUAUACAAAACAUAGUAAGUAAAAAGGAAUUAAUGUAUUUUGAUGUGGGCACUUCCAGCAGAAGAAGAAAAAGGUCUUAUCAGUGAGAUUAUAUGGGACAGGUUGUGCGUUUCUAUGUUUUAAUCCUAGUUGUACCUUUAAACUUAGUCCAUGUUUACGUACCUCGGCUGGUCUUGUGACCCUUUUUUGCUGCCAACUCUUCAGGACUUAGUUUUGCAAUUUCAAUUUGUCUAAAAGUUUCACAACCUCAAUGUCACAACUCCCAGGGAAACUUUCUCUCUCAACUGUUAACAACUCUCCGAAAAUAUACAGGAGCAAAAAUCUGAACUAAUAUGAGUGUUUUUUCUUCUGUUGCAGAGUUGUGGUAUCUCGGUGGAGUUCUGCAGUCACAUUGUUCGAGCUUUUUCCAUCAGUGUGAAGAAGAACAGGGUGGAGAGGGCAGAGGAGGCCUUGGCUCAUAUGGGCAGCUCUGUAAGUCUACCUUUACCUCGUAUCAAGAGGAAACUUAUCAGUAGAAGUUUAUAGAUGCAUCCAGGAAACAGGAAUAUUUUAGGUUUUUUCCUGAAGUGCACAGAUACACGUAUCUGUGCUGUGAUCAUUCUCAAAAUCAAAGUUGGAGAAAUCAGUCUAAUAACAUCAACAGACACCAUUCAAGGCCAACCCACACAAACACAAAGCUAGUAACACUGAGGGCUUUAUUUUCGUGCACGCCGGCGACACGGCGGAGGGUGGCAGACCCUACGCAGUGGUAUUUUUGUCUGGCGGAGCCCUGCAUACAGCCAGUUUGGUAUUUUGGUAGACUGAGGUGCACCGAGGCCUGCCAAGGUGGGCGUGGUGGCGCGGCAGGGGAGGUGUCGACAGAAUCAGCUGGCGCACACCAGAAUACCAAAAUGUGCUUGGGCACUUGACUUUCACCACGCCUGCGCCAUGACACCGGCGAGGCACGAAAAUAGAGCCCUAAAGUUUUAUGACUAGCAUACUGAAGAUACUUUUCUGUUUUGAUUUGCUCCAGGCCACAUGCUUUUCAGUUGACUCAAACUUUAUUCGUCUUUGAAUGUCAUUUAAUGAUGUUGUUUCUUCUUCAUAGGUGUUUAGUGGAAUCACACUCACAAAGUUCGGCGGGAUCCUGAUCCUAGCACUUUCUAAGUCUCAGAUCUUCAAGGUCUUCUACUUCCGGAUGUACCUAGCCAUAGUGCUGCUGGGGGCCACACACGGCCUCAUCUUCCUCCCAGUACUGCUCAGUUACAUCGGUCAGUAAUCAGUUUUGAAACAUGCAGAAUGAAAGAUUUUCAGAUUUGUAUUUAACGUCAAAUCUUUGUGUUUUUUUCCUCCUCAGGUCCUUCAGUAAACAAAGCAAAGGUGUUUGCCGCUAACAAACGCUAUGUUGGUACAGAAAGGGAGCGCCUCCUCAACUACUAG